Molecule: messenger RNA, 1278 nt
Organism: Echinostoma caproni
Lineage: Eukaryota; Metazoa; Platyhelminthes; Trematoda; Plagiorchiida; Echinostomatidae
Source: the annotation of a GenBank genome assembly
UUUUUGGAAAAUAGCUCCGUCACAUGCAAACGAGUUUUUGAACCCAAUGCGGCGCAAACCAGCUGUACGGGAUUGCCUCCGAUCACUCAGUACACAGCUGGUUAUCGAUUUGUACAUUUCGAUUCGAACAUCACGAAUGUGAAUUCAACGGGACCAAAUGGGACUACAGAUUCCAAAGAUAUUCUGGCUUUUCUCAUUCCCAUCAAUUCAACGCAGUGUUUUGACACAAAUGAAGCAUCUCGUCCAUGCCCAACGUCUAACCCGGUUUUUGAUUCCGUGUCUAAAUUAUGUGCGAAUGUCGUAACAAAGGUCACAUUCAACUUCGCAGUUUCAUGCCAGGGGAUUGAACAUGUGAACGUCCAGGCAGUGGUAGCCGACGGUGUGACCGAGAGCUUUGAUCAGACAUUCAGUGUGCUUUUUACACAAAACCAGUCCUUUGCCACCACAUUCACAAAAUCAUUAGAAACGCCGGAGGCGCAUGUGAGCGGUUCGCCGGGCUAUAUACUGGGAGCACCGGUUCGUGCAGCAGUUCGAUUUUCCUCUUCGAUCUAUAUGAUGCCACCGAUUCGCGUAGUGCCUGGACCAAAACGUGAGCAAGCCACAGAAUGGACGCACGGAUGGUGGCCCGUAUUCGCCGGGGGUAGUUGUGAGAAGUCAGACGAUCCGCCAAGUCAAAUUGCCACUAUUCGCUUCGGAGUGGAUAUGCAAUCUAGUUGUUUGAUUCGCUACCGAAUGAAUGUGUCCGGAAAUGGACAGACAGCAGUCUGUCAGAAUUUACAAAAUAGUAUCAUCGCAUUUUUGGAUCACCCAACUGGCAAUCUCAACAGUCCCAUUCCAACCCACGUGAGCCGCUGGGGCAAUUCGACUGCGUGUAAUUUGGAUGAAUGGUUACCGAUCAAAGCUUUAAAUUCUUCUGUAACACCGCAGCCGUCACUGCAUGCUGGUCCCCGGUCGUGUCACAAUAUUGUAAUUGGACAAACAAUUUUGUUUAUCUACGCCAAACGUGGCCGAGUUUACAAACCCCAAAAUGAAAUAUUGGCUAUUUCCAAGGUGUAUCAUUUGGGGACCAUCAAAUUUAAGUGCGGUGGCCGUUUCUGCACGGCGAACAACUUGGAUCUGGAGCAGACCAUGCCGAUUCAGACAAUCGUUCGAUUUAAAGACAUCAGUUUACCACCGAACUGGCAACCAGAUCGUGCCCCUGUGGAUGAAGUGGAUCAAUUAACCGGUGACUUGUACUAUCCGUUCCAAGUUGAACGUAAGGCCAGUUGGAUGGUGUGA